UAGGUUCAAUGCAGUCCAGCAUUUGAUAUCCUUGGUCUACAAGAACAGGAGAGGAGAUAAAUCUCCCAAUUCUAGCUUUCUGAACAAGUUCUUCUAGGAUUUGGACACAACCACUCAAAUUCUGUGUAUCUGUGCUCAGAGAUUUAAGUUGGACCUCAAUGUUGGAAUUUAGCUAAGAAGUGUGGCAAAGACUUUGUGGAUCUCCAAUUAAGAAAAAAAUGAGUUUCUCAGCAAGUAAUCUUCAUGGAGGUCCUUUUUCUCCCCUUCGUCUCCUGAGAAAACAUGUAAUCACCCUUGGGAAUGUCUGCACAGACUUCAUGAAGAAUACCAUGCGAUGCUAGUUGACUCAGUAGAUUCUCUUCAUCAAUGUGAUUUUUUAAAAAAGUCCUUCAGAGUUACAGAAGUCAUUUCAUCUUGAGCCUAUCCAGCCACUUGCUUCAGGGGUUACUGCAGAAAUACCAUGUCUAAGAACACAGAGAUUAUCAAUCUAUCAUUUUUAUUGGAGCAUGAGAAGGAAAUGAUCCUGGGAGUCUUAAAGAGAGAUGAAUACUUGAAGAAGGUUGAAGAUAAGAGAAUAAGGAAGCUGAAAAAUGAGCUUUUAGAAGCAAAACGGAAAGGUGGGAAGAGGCAGCAAGAUGGCGGCAGGACUUGUGUUCGAUGUCAGAAAAAUUUGGGCUUGAUUUUUGACCGGGGGAAUGUGUGCCAAGCAUGUACCCUCCGAGUUUGCAGUGAGUGUCGGAUUGUGGGCAUCGAUGGCAAUUGGAAAUGCACCGUCUGUGCCAAGAUUGCGCAACUUAGGAUUGUAACAGGUGAAUGGUUUUUUGAAGAACGGGCAAAGCGCUUCAAACAAGCCAACAUUCUGGGAACAGAUGUUGUCAGACAGUCCAUUCUAAGAAGGAGUCCAGUUGAAGGACGACAAAACCAAGAGCAAGCCCUCCAGGAUGCUCAGAAGCCGGAUGCUUCGGCUUGCUCAGGGCAGAAGCCCACACCAGAUGGACCCAAGAAGAAGGGAUUUCUACUUAGCAAGUUCAAAUCAGCAACCCGAGGGGAAAUCAUAACUCUGAAAACUGAGAGUGGAAGGAGCUACAGCUUGGACCUGAACUCUUCUCAUUUUCAUAACCCAAGGUCAUCAUCUGGUUCUGACAGGGGAAAUGUCUCACCAGACAUCAGCAAACAGGAGGCUAAUCCUGUGAGCCUGAAAGGGAACCAGGGCAAUGGCACCCUGCCUCGGACACAGAGGUCACCAGCCCCAAGUACCCGCAGCAUGAGUUCGGCUAGCAGCAGAGAUCAUGGUUUAGAAAAUGCCAUGGUUGUGGCUGCCAGUGAAAGCAUCCCUGAAAGUUUAACAAAGAGGCAUCAGAGGAGAGCUUCAGGAACUCCUUCUAUAGCUAUCUCUGGGGUCUCUCUGUCUUCAGACAGGAGUCGGUCUGAGUUAGACUUGAGUGCGUCAUUUUCAGAAGAAAUAGAGGAUACCAUCAGCAUAAGAAGCAAAUCUGUGCCAGGAGCUUUAGACAAGGACUUGGACUUCUUAGAUGAAACCGAGGAAGAUACUGAUGAUUUACUGUCUUCCCGAUUAUCUCCAAAUGUCAACAGUUUAGCAAGUGGAUUAUCAACCACCAGCCUUAACAGCAUGAUGAGUGUUUAUAGUGAAACAGGGGACUAUGGCAACGUGAAGGUCAGCGGCGAAAUCCUUCUGCACAUCAGCUACUGCUACAAAACCGGCGGGCUCCACAUUUUUGUAAAGAAUUGCAGAAAUCUAGCCAUAGCAGAUGAAAAGAGACAGAGAACAGACGCCUAUGUGAAAUCAUACCUUCUUCCUGACAAAUCAAGAAACAAUAAACGCAAGACCAAAAUCAGAACAGGCACCAAUCCAGAAUUUAAUGAAAUUCUAAAGUAUACCAUUAGCCACACUCAACUAGAAACAAGAACCCUUCAACUUUCUGUCUGGCAUUAUGACCGAUUUGGGCGAAACAGCUUCCUUGGAGAGGUGGAAAUUCCUUUUGAUUCAUGGAACUUUGAAAAUCCAAGUGAUGAAUGGUUUGUGCUCCAGCCCAAGGUGGAGUUUGCACCAGAUAUUGGUCUUCAAUACAAAGGAGAGCUGACUGUGGUCUUACGCUACAUUCCCCCUGAGAAUAACCUAAUGCUCCCACUCGAACAGCUUCAAGGAAAGAAGACCUUUAAAAAGGGAAAGAAGAAAGAGCCUUCUUUGCUCCCUGGGGGACAAUUAGAAGUGCUGAUCAAAGAAGCCAAAAAUUUGACAGCAGUGAAGUCAGGAGGUACUUCAGACACUUUUGUGAAAGGGUACCUGCUUCCCGAUACCACCAAAGCCACCAAACACAAAACUCCUGUAAUCAAAAAGAACGUUAAUCCCCAGUGGAAUCAUACUUUCGUAUUCAGUGGCCUGGAUCCCCAGGAUAUCAAGAAUGUUUGCCUAGAAUUGACAGUCUGGGACAAAGAGGCUCUCUCCAGUAACAUAUUUCUUGGAGGCGUUCGAUUAAACUCUGGCAGUGGUAUGAGUCAUGGAAAGGAGGUGGAUUGGAUGGAUUCUCAGGGCAAAGAACAGCAUCUCUGGCAGAAGAUGGCAAACAGCCCUGGGGAGUCUGUCGAAGGGAUAUUGAUGCUGAGAUCUAGCAUGGGAAAACGUAGACCCUAAGAGGAGAUUGGUUCUGCCCAAAGAUGAGUCUCCAGCUGCCAGCCUGGCAUCUCUGGUCUCAUAGUCUCCUGAAAAUAGCGCAUCUGAUUCCAGCAAUUCCAUUCCACUGGCAUUUUGCACUUACGGAUAUUGGGACAGAUGGGGAAAGACUUCCACGUCCUGAAUGUUUGGGUGUUUUUGUUGUGUGACUUACAUAACCUAUAUAUCUACAUGUCCCCAAGCCAGCAUCCUUUUCAUGAUCCUUUUGUCUGAACAUCAAGCGCCCUCUUUUCAUCCUGUAUUGUUGAAGAGUAAUUCAUCCUUGGAUUUCACACACUGGGAGAUUCAAGGGAAAUGGCGUAAGGUCAUAUGAAACUAGGGUAUAGCUAUCAGGUCCCCAACCCCUUCCUGAUGAGAAUCUAAUCUUGAUUUUCCCAAAGUCUUAGGAUUACCUGAGGGUGGAAAGGCAAAGGCUACUGAAUUUAACAGGCAUGAUUACUUAGGGAAGAAGCUGUUGACCACCUUCCGCUCUCCACUGAGUGUCCCCAUGAAGUGAAAGCAGAGCUGGCAGCCCUUAAAAGGCUGAAGCUCAAAGUCUGACUGGUAGGUUGUGAUGAACCUGGCACAAAUAUGUUUGCCAUCUAUACUAACCUCAAAGGAGCCUAAAAUGAUUCCCUCUAUAUGCCUCUGCCCUUUUGUUUACAUUCACUUUCUGGCAGUGACUUCCAUAUUAAAUGAAGAGAAUCUUCAGUACCUCUUCUGCCCCACUAUGGGACAGAACAAGCACAGAUGUUUACCAUGGUCUCUUCCCCCUCCUUCUGUAACUUAGAACCUUUGGACAUUACCCCCAAGACAGAUCCUAUGAGGCCAUCGUGGAUUGAUCAGGCAUCAAACAUGGUUGAAUUAUGGAGCUGUAGAGCAGGAAGGGACCUCUCUGGCCAUCUGGUCCGUUUUACAGAUGAGUAGUUCAGAAAGAGGAAACACAAUGAGGCAGAGGCAGAGGAGGAACCAGAACCCUGGGACAAAGGACAGUCCAGAGCUUUCCCCACUAUCCCAACUGGCAUCACAGAAUGAUUCCCAGGAGGUACAGAAGUAGGACACCAAGAAGGUAGGUGGGUGAGUCCUGAACAGACAUGAAUAUCAGUAUCUUCAGAAGUCUUCACAUGCCUCCUCUUUUCACCUUUGCAUUCAACACCAUGCAAGCUUCUUUAAGUGCAGAGACUAUUUCAUUUUGUCCUCAUUUCCCAACAUCUACACAUUGGGCCUGACACAUAGUAGAUGGUAAAUAAAUACAUGUUGAUUGUUUGAUUAAUCUGUCCAGUUUG
Vombatus ursinus (common wombat) is the source of this 3957-nucleotide messenger RNA. It is a transcript of the gene SYTL5, whose product is annotated as synaptotagmin like 5. Bases 461 to 2653 code for a protein of 730 amino acids. The record is from RefSeq and is a predicted model, not a curated record. NCBI's taxonomy places the organism in Eukaryota, Metazoa, Chordata, Mammalia, Diprotodontia, Vombatidae. Gene Ontology annotation, biological process: intracellular protein transport; exocytosis. Gene Ontology annotation, cellular component: plasma membrane; exocytic vesicle. Gene Ontology annotation, molecular function: neurexin family protein binding; phospholipid binding; small GTPase binding. The transcript has 17 exons.